This is a messenger RNA of Diabrotica balteata, 219 nucleotides long. NCBI's taxonomy places the organism in Eukaryota, Metazoa, Arthropoda, Insecta, Coleoptera, Chrysomelidae. The record is from the annotation of a GenBank genome assembly.
AUGAGCACUCAAUCUUUACAGAAUGGUAAUUUUAGCGAAAGUACUGAAGCUGAAAAUAGGUUAAUAGAAUUAGCAAAAUAUAAUUCAGAAAGUAUUUCAAAUGAUGACAUAACAAAGCAUAUGCCUGAUGUACCCCUUACAGAAAUAACAACUAUUAUUAAUAAAUGUUUAAAAAAUGGCACAUUUGAUUUGUUUAAAACCAAAGAUAACCUCUUAUAA